Trichophyton benhamiae CBS 112371 is the source of this 903-nucleotide messenger RNA. RefSeq lists its product as uncharacterized. The record is from RefSeq and is a predicted model, not a curated record. Lineage: Eukaryota; Fungi; Ascomycota; Eurotiomycetes; Onygenales; Arthrodermataceae. The transcript has a single exon. Bases 1 to 903 code for a protein of 300 amino acids.
AUGGCCCAGGUUGAUACCACCGUUGAUACUACCAAAGAAGACCCCACGCCGUGCCCAACAUGUGGGUGGUCUGAUUUACGGCGAAGCAGAUGCAGCCACAUAAGUCAGGUCAAGCUCGUCAAUGCCAUAAGCAACCGAGCUUGGUGGCAUAUCGGCAGUGACAUGGUUCUGAAAGAGGAUCCGUACGACAAGUGGAAGACGUCGGAAGUUGCCAAUCUCAAGUUCAUUCAGGAGAAGACCACAAUUCCUGUUCCGACGAUUGUGAAAGACUGGGUGCAGAGUGACAACCGCCAUUUUCUUCUCAUGGAGCGCAUGCCGGGAGAAACUCUGGAUACACUGUACCAGAAACUAUCCACUGCGGAGUUGGAGGCUAUUGCUGACCAAGUGGCGGAGCUUAUCCAGCAGCUUAGGCCACUGCAGUCCCCUCAAAUUGGUGGCAUCGGAGGCACACCACUACACAAUGGCUGGAUUUUCGUUAACAAUAUGGAGCCAGCUGGCCCAUUUUCUUCAGACGACGAGCUUUGGGACUGCAUUAAAAACGGCUUAGCCAAAGUCCCAGCAAAAGCCGUGGAAAAUCUUCGAAAGCGCAUGCCAGCCUGCAAGCCAUAUACGUGGACACAUGAUGACCUGAGCUCAUCGAAUAUCGUGGUCAAGGACGGGAAAGUGACUGGGAUUCUGGACUGGGAAUUCUGUGGAUAUUAUCCUGUCUGGUGGCAGUAUGUGUCUGCUGGGUCGGGAGACCCAGAGGAAGAACGAUGGCUGAAAAUCAUGCAUGGGAAGGUCAAAGAUCAAUACCCGGAGGCAACAGAUUUUUUCAGGGAUCUUCGUUCCCUUACCUAUUAUCCAGACUUGACUGAACACGGCAAAAAGACACUGGAAAAGCUGAUGGCAGACGGGGAAUGA